Ictalurus punctatus (channel catfish) is the source of this 977-nucleotide messenger RNA. RefSeq names its product cyclin-P. Gene Ontology annotation, biological process: mitotic cell cycle phase transition; regulation of cyclin-dependent protein serine/threonine kinase activity. Gene Ontology annotation, cellular component: centrosome; nucleus; cytoplasm. Gene Ontology annotation, molecular function: cyclin-dependent protein serine/threonine kinase regulator activity. The record is from RefSeq and is a predicted model, not a curated record. Lineage: Eukaryota; Metazoa; Chordata; Actinopteri; Siluriformes; Ictaluridae.
UUGUUCUGCAGUGGAGCAUUAUGAGGAGGAGGCUGUGUUGAAUCACCUGCAUGGUUUACAGCUUGCACCCACACUAAAAGAUCUAGUUCGAGUGGUGCGCAGAGAGAUAGAAGUGGCAAUGAGCAAACUUGGGCUGCUGUAUGACCAUACAUUACACAUGGGCAUUUUUUCUGACAUGAUGGAGUCAGCAGCACCUUGCUCUGAGCAGCGAAUGCCAAAGCCAUUUAAAAAAACACGUGCCAUUUUGGUGGACUGGCUCAUUCAGGUUCAUGUGAGAAGCAUUAACUUCUCAGAGGAGACUCUGUAUUUAGCAGUGCACCUGCUAAACCGUGUGCUCCGGCUUAUCAAAAUCUCCAUCUCCAGUUUACAGCUUCUUGGUGUUGUCUGUCUGUUUCUUGCUGCAAAGAAAGAAGAGUGCCUGCUGCCAGAGGUAUCUGAGCUGUGCUACCUAACAAACACUUACAGUAAGAAGCAGUUGUUGCGGAUGGAGCGCAGAGUUUUGUGCACACUGGAGUUUGACCUGUCUCUCACACCACCCAUUCACUUCCUGCUUCUGUCUGCGUACAUUGCGUGCUGUGGUGAGAAGGUGAUCUGCAUGGCACGGUAUCUGUUGGAGCUCUCUCUCCUUGAAGCGGAGUGCGUGUGUUUUAUUCCAGUUCAACUGGCUGCUGCUGCUCUUCGUCUUGCACGCCAUCUCAUUCAGGAGCCACACACACCUGAGAGUGAGGCGGCCUGGUGUAUUGCAUCUACUAUUUACUUGGGCAGCGAGGCAACACUCUUCACAAUCAUGCACAUCAUGGCCGCUGCUGCAGUGCGAGCUCACAACCAAGAAACUCGAGCGACAUUUGUCAAAUUCUCUACAAAGGAGAUGCUGUAUGUGAGUCUGCAUCCUGCACUGAAGAGUGCUCUGUGCCUACUGAGCCUACAGACCUGAACAAUAUUAACAGUAAAAAAUAGUGUCUGUAACUGAAUGUUUG